Verticillium nonalfalfae is the source of this 2544-nucleotide messenger RNA. RefSeq lists its product as uncharacterized. Lineage: Eukaryota; Fungi; Ascomycota; Sordariomycetes; Glomerellales; Plectosphaerellaceae. Bases 1 to 2544 code for a protein of 847 amino acids. The transcript is spliced from 2 exons. The record is from RefSeq and is a predicted model, not a curated record.
AUGGCGCAACUUUUGGUCAAUGACAAGCCGUUGAACGGUCGCGUCACCAGCAUCGAGAUUGCUGAAAGUCUUCGCCAAAGCGACCGAGCUGGACAACGCAGCAAAGCCAUCCCAACGUUCGGCAAAUACUUACGGCGCGGCGACCGCUUUCAGCCAACAUGGGACGCCAUCGGUGGCGCAACAGGGUUGGCAAGUCUCAUGGUCGAGUUCAGCGUGCGCGACGUUCGUAACAUGUGCCACAGGCUCGGCCGCACAGCGACGGCCCAGAAGGCAAGAGACGCGAGACGCACAGCAAUGGGUGAGCUUGUGGCCAUAUUGUAUGGGACUGCCAACCCCGAUAAGAGACCUUUACAGCCGUUUUAUCAGUACAUCCUUCCUGCGUGCGACCACGCGGUCGUUCAGCAAUGGGAGUCGAAGGUUGCUUGGACAUUCCAUCAGCAGAAAAGCCUGCUCCUUGCCCAUCGAGAACCAUACGAAAGGCGGAUCCUCAAUGACAUCUUCUCGCCUGGCGCAGACUUGACAAUCGCUGACACCAAGAAACUCGUGGGUGGGGACAUGGCAUUUUCCAGAGUUAUUUUGGAGAAGCUCGGAACCGUGGAUGACAACGCCCGCAUUCCAUGCGACACUUUCACUGGACUGAUCAUGCCCGUACUCAAGCGCCAACUUCAUAGGAGGUAUGACGACGAGUCGCGUGACGAGUGGCUCGGUCUUGUCAUUCGCAUCAUUCAGAACCACCCGGCCGAGUUUAAAACAAAAUUGACGCUCGAAACGGGUGGUCUCAUACGCUACAUCAUCCAGCGAUGGGUCGACACCGGCAGAGACCGAAAGGUGCUGGAGAAGUACCUGGCACAAGUCCUGUCGUUGCGCGAGCCCAACGAGCGAAACAUGCUGAACACCAUUUACAUUUCACUGGAUGCUCCCAAGCGGCUCAACCCGAUCACCCGCUACCAGCUUCUACGUUUGUUUUUCCAGCACAUGCGGGAGUUCCGUCUUGACCUUGAGGAUCAAUCCCCUACAGGACUUGCAAAGCUGAAGGCAGUGUCAUCCACCCCCGGCACGUGGCCUAUUGACCUUCUGUUGUCCAUCGACAAGGCCAAGGCCUUUGAUCUUGUGGAAAAUCUCGAGAAGCUGUACCCUGGGAGGAACUUUCUCAUGUGCCCUUCGCGGCAUUCGAUCCUCCAACAAACUCGGGAGCUGGGUCAGACCGAGGGCGAUGUUGAAAUUCUCAAGACAUUACUUUCACGAGCUCUACCUGACAGAGACCCACAUUGGAUGUCUAGGGUUAAAGAAGUUGUUAAAGAACGCAGGAAGAAGGCGACAGAGUCACGCGGGCCAGAAGGUCGGGCCUUUUGGGCAAAAUCGACUUUCAACCUCUGUGUUGCUACGGGUAACCUCGAAUUAUUGUUGGAGACGACCAGCUGGGCCCGCCGCCGCUUCAACAAGGACUCCCUUGCCACAUUUGAGCUUUACAACAAAGGUCUUUUGAGCACAGAAGAAUUCGAAAACUUGAUGUGCGCCAUUCCGAAACACGAAAGUGAUGACACCGCACCGGUUGCCACUCUUGAUAUGGUAAAGAGGGACAUUGACCUUGCCGAUCAACUCCUGAUCAUGCUUACUCAAACGGCCAUCAUGGCCAUCUCGGAGCCUGGAUUUCAGCGCAGCAGAUGGACUCAACUUCUUCACCUUCCCAGGGUUGUCGCAGACGCACGCCUCGCCAUCUCGAAUGACUUUGAUGCGAUUUCGAAGUCAUCUGAUCCAGGCACCUUGACAGCUAUCGUCUGGAAGCCCACCAUGGUUACACUUCUCAAAGUGGAAGCCUUAUUACGAUCACCUGCCGCCCAGGCAUUACUUGGUCCAACAAAACAGAUUGAGGCGCCGGCGGUGGAAAUCUUGCGGAGACUUCCGUAUGCCACGGCAGCGGUCAAGGCAGAUCUGGUGGACCAUUUCAUUAAGGGAAUCAUCGCUCACUUAGGCCCUCAAGCUCUGAAGCCGCAGAUGAGUAGUAUUGUCAGCGUUGUCCUCCAGGUCGCGCACAGCGAUCAACCAUCUCUUGCCAGCCCUUUUAUACGCGACAUCAUCAAGAACGGAGACGACAGUUCGUGGCAUCGCCGCGUUCUCAACAUAGGGUUCCUUCAAUCGUUGCCAGCUACAGCCGCUCGUGAGUUUGUCGAAGGUAUGGCGGACGCCAUGCAUGAACUUAUGAAGAGUCAGAAUGCCCGGCCCUGGGUGGAAGAUCAGCCCCCCGCUAUCAAAGUGACAACUAUCAAGAUGAUGGCGCAGGUACUCGAGGGGAACCUGUUUCUUGAUCCUGCGUUGUCUUGCAGGAUCCUUGUCACUCUUCUCGCAGAGGCUCGCCAUAUUGACGCCCGUAUGACUAUCGUCAGCAGCCUUCUUACUACCGUCAUGAAUCCAAGGUGCCCCUCGUCUUUGCAGAGUCAAAUUAUCGAGGCGCUUGAAUUCCAUGUUGUACCCAUCGCCGCACAACUCAGUGAGCGCCGGCCGACCACCGAAGGCGAUUGGCAGUCGCAGACACUCCCUGAUUAA